CACUGAACUUGAUAACUGAGAAUUUGUGUCAAAAAUUACUAAAACUGUGUGAGACCAAGAGACUCAAGCGAUCAUUAGUGGCUAUCAAACACUGAUGGAUGCUAUCAAACACUGAUGGAGAGAUGGUGCACAAAGAGGUGUCAGUCAUAUCGCUGAGGCAUAGAUCUGUCAUUUUGCGUGCAAAAUGCUGACACAAUAUAGAGUUAUGUGAAACUGACGCGACACAAAAUACAGAUAUGCCUUCGUACUUCAUUGACAGAGACCUACGUUUAUCGAAAAAUAUAGAAUGGCGUUUGUAAAUGCGUGAGAAAAAUAUUUAAUACAAUGUGUGUAUGCAUGUGUUUAAUAAUAUAGAGGUGCAAAUAUCCUCCGAAUGGGUGUAGUAGAAGCAAGCAACGCGGUAGGUGUUUACCUUAAGGGAUGUCUUUAUGGAGAAACAUUGGAAGAGUGUGAUCCUUCGCUCUGUGUGUGAUUAUUUUUUUGAUCAGCAACGUAAAAUCAGCUCUCCAGAAGAUAUGCCACCCGUAAUAGCGACACCACAUCAUUACCUCAUCAGCAUCAAUCGUUGUUCUAUGUUUUUUGUAGCCGUUUGUAUGACUGAAGUGCCGCCUUUAUUUGUUAUUGAGUUCCUUCAUCGUGUUGUGGACACCUUUGAAGAUUAUUUCGGUGAAUGCACAGAAUCAAUUAUAAAGGAACAUUAUGUAGUGGUAUAUGAGUUGCUUGAUGAAAUGUUGGAUAAUGGGUUUCCAUUAGCUACUGAAUCUAAUAUUUUGAAAGAGCUGAUAAAACCACCAAACAUUUUGAGAACAAUAGCCAACACUGUAACAGGAAAGUCAAAUGUGAGUGCAACAUUGCCUAGUGGUCAGUUAUCAAAUAUCCCAUGGCGAAGAACAGGUGUGAAGUACACAAAUAAUGAAGCAUACUUUGAUGUGGUGGAGGAAGUGGAUGCAAUAAUUGACAAGGCGGGCUCUACAGUGUUUGCAGAAAUACAGGGAUAUAUUGACUGCUGCAUAAAAUUGAGUGGGAUGCCCGAUCUGACUCUGUCAUUUAUGAACCCUCGCCUGUUUGAUGAUGUCAGCUUCCAUCCUUGUGUUCGCUUCAAGCGCUGGGAGGCUGAAAGACUGUUGUCUUUUAUCCCUCCUGAUGGGAACUUCCGUCUUAUGUCUUACCACAUUGGAUCUCAAAAUAUAGUAGCGAUCCCUAUAUAUGUAAGGCAUAGUAUUUCCUUUAAAGAUGUUGGAGGAGGAAGACUGGAUCUCACUGUGGGACCAAAACAGACAAUUGGUAGAACUGUCGAGAAUGUUGUUAUUGAAAUUCCAAUGCCAAAAUCUGUGCUAAACUGUAGUCUUGUUCCUAAUCAAGGGAAAUAUUCCUUUGAUCCUGUCAGUAAAGUACUGAUGUGGGAUAUUGGACGUAUAGAUACAUCGAGACUGCCAAAUCUCCGAGGCACGAUCAAUUUGCAGUCAGGUGCUCCUGCCGUAGAAUCAAAUCCCUCAAUAAAUGUUCAGUUCACCAUUAAUCAGCUAGCUGUUUCUGGUCUCAAAGUUAAUCGAUUGGAUAUGUAUGGUGAAAAGUACAAACCUUUUAAAGGUGUAAAAUAUAUUACUAAAGCUGGACGUUUCCAAAUACGAAUGUAAAAUUUCUGUGACUGUAUGACAGUUGACUGGAAUCAGCUGAAGAGUAGUUCACAUCCAAGUUGCUAAAUUUUCACAUUUGCCCAUUUCUGGGAAACUGAUGUAUCACCUGUACUGCAGUUUACAAGAAGCAGCUGGUAAAGAAACACAUUCUGGACAAUAAGGCACAUGUCGGUGUCAAUCUCACAGAAGUGUGUUAAUGUCUUCACAUGGGAAAAGACUAAAAUUAUUAUAGCAUGGAUAAUUUGGAAAAUAUAAUUUAAUGUAAUCUGUGAUAAGUACUUAGGUUGAGAAAUUCCUGGGCUCUGAGUUUCUGUUGGCCACAUACAUACAAAGGAAGGAAACAAUAAAAAAGAAGGCGAGAGCAGGAGGAGGGGGACUGGUUGUGACAUGUCGUUGGCUAAUUCAGAUUAAUAUGAACACUGGUCUGAAGAUAAAAACUUAUUACAGAGUGAAUAUGUUCGAACAUGCAGAGCAGUGUCUGAGAGACGGAAUGUUUAAUUUUGCCUAAUCCUCAGUAAAGUUUGUAGUAGCUUUAUUUGUGGAAUGUUGUUGGGACCUUGUUUCAUGUAUAGGUGACACCUCUCUCUUAUCCUCUUGUGUCUUUGAACUCUGGGAAUUACCUUUGGGUGACCUAUUAUCCAUAGUUGUGUAUCCUAGUAGUGCCUAUUACAUUUAAAAAAAAUUGAAUCCUUGAAAUUAUCUAGACAGUCACAGUUACUAUUAUUAUUAUUAUUAUUAUUAUUAUUAUUAUUAUUAUUAGGCCAGGAUAUAUUUAAAGACUAAUCUCUCCAUUAUGGAUAUCCUCCUUCUUAUUAGUGAGUGAAACUAAAGCAUUUGAUCUGAACAUUUAUGCUGCAGCAAUACAAUUAAUUCUGUUAAUUAUUUUUAUUCUGCCAUUCUCUUCAAAUUUCAUCUCAGCUUAUUAUAUUAACACACUCAACACUCAAUAUUUUAACAUAUUGCUAAUGCGUUACCACAUUGUAAUGUCACAAAUGUUCAUGAAAAUGCUGGAUGCUCAUGAUGACUGAAAUUAAGGGUAAAUAAUUUCAAACAUAAUUUUAAAUUAAUUGAGUGUGAAACUGUACUUGCUGUGAAGUAGUUUCACUAAAAAUGGCAGAAAUAAGAAUUGCAAGAUUGCAGAAACAGUUUUACGUAAUAUUUGUAAAUUUUGCAGGUUCUGAAGUCCUAGUGAAUGGAGAAAUGUGAAGAAAUGAGUUGGGGGGGGGGGGGGGGGGCGGCAAUGGAGUGCUUACCAGAGUACGUGCAUAAAAAUUUAGGAAAGUGUUCUUCCCUCAGCUUAGUAGUGUAAUGAGGUGGAGAGCAAAAGUCUAGAUCACAGAGUUCCUUCACACUACAGUGAACAGUAAUAUGAGUAAUAUGCACGUGUGUGUGUGUGUGUGUGUGUGUGUUUGUAAGGUAAGAUGUUCUUGAGAGAUAGAAACCCAGAGAGGCCAGAAUAUUCAUUGCAAGAUAAUGAACAGCACAAUAAGACAUAAAUGACAAAAUAUCUUACAUGGCAGGUGGCAAUUGUGUGAUGAUGAUAGUGGCUGCUAUCAGUCUUGUAUGCUGUCCAACUUUUUGUAUGCCAAUAGUCUCAUAUCCAGGCCAAUAGACACCAUCUGUCUGCAGAGCUGACUAGGGAUCAGGUUGAGAGACAAUCAGUUGUUUCCAGUGCCAUUGUAAGUACUCUCACUAAUGAUUUACUGUCGAGUUUUUUGUGAGAAUGAGAAUACGGCAAGGACAUUGGCAACAUUAUUUCUCAGUCUGUUGUGAAUUUUAGACAAAAGAUAAUAUGUCAGUUUCAAAGCUUCUUAACCCAUAAAUUCUAUCCAAUAACCAUUUGCUGGCACAGCCACCACCACUGACUGCUGUGAACUGUUGUACAUUCCUACCUAUGCUUACACAUAUUUUAUCAUUCAAUUCAGUUCCAUGUCUUGCAAUUCAGUGAGUAGAGAGAGCUGCUUACCCUGGGGUGUGAAACAGUGGGUAUGCGCAUAAAAAAAUGUUUAACACUAUUGCUCAGCUUUUCAACUACUACUGUCCUGCAGUUUGUAGGGACCGGGGGGGGGGGGGGGGGGGGGGCAGUGGAAGAGCAAGGUACACAAUGCAUGUUCAAAUGUUUGUCCUUGCUCCUUGUUAGGCCACAAAUUUUGUUCAUCAUUUUAUUUGACUAUUGUAUUUUUGUUGCAUAUUUAGUUACCAUUUGUGAAACACCUUUCAUCGUGACCAGAUGCUAUUGAGGUGGAGGAAUUUUAAUCUCUCCUACCCAUUGUUUAUAUCUAAUCUUCAAUAUUUCUUAUAGAAAUCCACAAAAUGAGGCAUUACUUCUUAUAUUACUUUUAGUUUAUGAAUUGCUGAUUAUUAGUCAUUAUUUUAUGACAUACAUCUGCCAGUUUAAAAUCAAAUGGAAUGCAGCUGAUUGGAUAAAAGUUGGAAAGUUGUAAAAAAAAAAAAAAAAAGUGAUGUAGUAACAGUGUUAUUAAUGGAACUAAAGAAUAAGUCAUGUGAGGUAGACUGUGGUAAUAUUUUUUUUAUUGCUCUUUCUACCAGUGAGAAAUACAUGCUGUCUGAAAUUAAUAAAUGUUAAUUUUCUUUAA
This is a messenger RNA of Schistocerca gregaria, 4234 nucleotides long. RefSeq names its product AP-3 complex subunit mu-1 (gene carmine). The record is from RefSeq and is a predicted model, not a curated record. Gene Ontology annotation, cellular component: cytoplasmic vesicle; clathrin adaptor complex. The coding region runs from base 429 to 1637 and encodes 402 amino acids. The transcript is spliced from 11 exons. Gene Ontology annotation, biological process: intracellular protein transport; endocytosis. NCBI's taxonomy places the organism in Eukaryota, Metazoa, Arthropoda, Insecta, Orthoptera, Acrididae.